This is a messenger RNA of Cylicocyclus nassatus, 902 nucleotides long. Lineage: Eukaryota; Metazoa; Nematoda; Chromadorea; Rhabditida; Strongylidae. The record is from the annotation of a GenBank genome assembly.
AUGUUCAUACUGGAGCUAGCGUUCAUGCAAGUCAGGAAACUGACACAUAGAUUCCCCACAUAUUUUGUGACUGGUAAUCAUGAAUACUACUAUGGUGAUGCUAAAAAGUGGCUAAAUUUGUACAAAGACCAUCGCAUCCGUGUGCUGAAUAACGAAUGUGAGAUGUUCCACAGAAUCUGUAUCGUUGGUGUGAAUGACGUCUCCAGCGAGACUUCUGGUAUUGCGGAUCACCACAUGAAUCUUACUAUAGCGAUGAGUAACUGCUCGGCAGGCUCAACUCGCGUGGUCUUGGCCCAUAAUCCUGCUAGUGUGCUUGAAUUUUCGCAGAGCGAUCUUGAAAAAGUGGAUCUUGUUUUAUCAGUCUUGCCAUACUUUCAUGGUCUUUAUGAUCUCCCUCAUGGAAAUGGGAAACUUUUCGUCUCUGCGGGAACGCUGUACCAGGGAGCACCCAUGAAAAUGCUAAGAAUGUCGGAAAUAUGGGUAGUGAACAUAGUGGCUGCGAGAUGAAGCAUCUUUGGCUGAGGCAAACAUGACAUUUUAUCGCGAAUUCGAGCAUCAGGAGACAUAUUUAUUUUUUUAUUGGUUUAACUGCAUUUGCCCUGUUAUCUUAUCCUACAUGUAAUGUUCUUGCACCAUAGUCUGUGGAAGUUUAACUGGUAAAUCCGCUCUCUUGUUUGUGCAAUCAAAAUCUGUGCGUAGGUCAUAAAUCAAGAAUGCUUUACUUUAUCAAAGAUUUCCCAAAUUGAAUAUGCUCAAUCAUGAUGCCAGUGAUCCUUUUCUGGGUAGUGUAGAACUUUUGUAGCAGUUUCUUUCGCAUUUUCACCGCUUUUCAGUAUUGCGUUUUCCUUCUAGGUAUUUGUGAUGUGAUUUUCUCUAGGAAUGUUGGGUUGAAAUAUGAUGGG